AAACAACACACCUCCUCGCUCAAUAUUUCGCCCUUUGGCGCCUCGUAUGAGCCGUAUAGCCGCUUCUAAGGGUGAUUUAGAGGCGGCCAGGGCCUCACUAGUGCCCGUGAGGGGUGAAAUGAGGGGAAAUAAGGCGGGAGAGGGCGAGAAAUAAGCUCGGUGUUAAAAAGUGGAAAUUGCGCAGUGCUGCCAUCUAUGAAGCCCCCGCGGAUGAUCUCCCUCUUGAUUUUUUGGCAUUUACGGCCAUUAACGGCCCGUGACAGUGAAUUUUGGGGUGAAACCUCCCCUGUGGCGGCUGUGAGGAGGCCUAGUGAGGCUGUGCAGAGAUGUGCGAGUGCGAGAUAAGGUGUGGUGGCCCCGGCCUGGCCACCUCUUCUCUGUUUAUGUUUGGCAGUGGGCCAUUGAUUUUCAUAUCUGAAAGUAAUUUCGAAAGAUGUCUAGAAAUUUGAGGCUCUAAGUGACUUUGGGACGGCCGUGAGGAUGUGGCAAAGUGGCAGUGGGGGUGAUUGUAAGGGGGGAAAGUGGUGCAAAGUGCGGAAAACUGUGACUGGAGGCGGCCAGGACUGGAGGAGAGGCACCUGCCGACUUGACAUGCCAGGUUGCGAGCCUGUUGUGUGAGCUGACAGGUGUGUGGUGGGGGCCAGGUGUGUGCCAGGGUGGCCUGGAGGCACGGGGCCAGCUGUGGCUGCGGGUGUGUGUGGAGUGGCACUCGAGGCAAGGGCCAAGUGAUUCCCCUAUAGUGGACCGUAGGAAAUUAUGACAAGGUAAAGAUGUCAACGCGCAUUAAGAGACAGCUAAGCAAGGCUGGGGGCUCGGCCGAAGGGGGAGGGGGCGCCCCAUCUGCUGCUGCUCGCAAAAAGCGCCGUAUUGACAAUUCUGGAUCAGAUGAUGAAGAGCGAUCUGUUUGGACCCCCAAACAUCUGGGUGAUUUGCGGGCAUACAAUCGGUCCGCUUCAGAAGCCCCUGCUGAGUUGUUCCGCAAGGACCUGAUCUCGGCGAUGAAACUUGCGGAUAAUGAACCACUAAGUUCCGAAGAUUAUUGGGGCAUUGGUGACCCAUGGAAACAGGAAUGGGAGCGAGGCGUCCAGGUCCCCGUCAAUCCUGACUCCCUACCUGAGUCUAGUGUCACCGUUACUGUACAAAGACAACAUCGUGACCGUGAAGCCAACUUUAGGCUUACAAAGGACAAGUUUAUCCGCGUGAACCAUGACGACUUCUUCAGCAAUGAGCAGCACAUCCUCAGCAACCUUCCAACUAAGGCGGAGAAGAUGUGCCGCUACGACAUGGAUGACCUAGACGACAAGUGGCUCAACGCUUAUAAUGGAGAAAGAGCAAGAAUGGGUGCUGCUCCAGUUCCGUCACUAAUCUUCGAGAUGAUCAUUGAACAUCUUGAGGAGACGUGCUAUGAAAACAUCCACAAGUUGCUCAAAACAGAGGAGUCUCUCUCCAUCGAGUUCGAUGAAGAUGUUAUCUGUGAUGUGUGUAGAUCGCCUGACAGCGAAGAAGGGAACGAGAUGGUGUUUUGUGAUUCGUGCAACAUAUGUGUUCACCAAGCGUGUUACGGGAUCACAGCCAUCCCCUCGGGCUCCUGGCUCUGUCGUACUUGCUCACUAGGCAUCAAACCUGACUGUGUUCUCUGUCCCAACAAAGGAGGUGCCAUGAAGUCCACUAAAUCUGGACAAAAAUGGGCUCAUGUGGCAUGUGCUCUUUGGAUUCCUGAAGUGUCGAUUGGUUCGGUCGAAAGGAUGGAACCUAUCACAAAGAUCCCUAACAUACCGCAAAGUCGAUGGGCGCUUGUUUGCGUGUUGUGCCGAGAACGUCGUGGUGCCUGCAUACAAUGUUCCGUCAAAACCUGCAAAACGGCUUACCAUGUAACCUGUGCCUUCAAGCAUGGCUUGGAGAUGAAAGCCAUCAUCGAGGACGAAAGUGCUGAUGACGGAGUCAAGCUAAGAUCAUAUUGUGAGAAGCACAGUGUGUCCAGCAAGAAACUUGGAGGAGAGGAUGCAGAAAGUGAGGAAGGCGAUGAGGGUGCCCCUAAAAAGAAGAAAGAUUGGACGUCGGAGCAAAAGAACCAGGCGCGUGCUGCAAAAUUGCGGCAGAUAGAGUCGGAGUUCUUCAAGCAUGUCGAUGUCCUUGAAACUUCAAACUUCCUAGAUAUAGAUUUUGAAACCACAGAAACUAUAUUUAAUUACUGGAAGCUUAAAAGACGGGCAAGUUUCAACAAGCCGCUGCUGACACCACGCAGCGAAGAAAUCGACCUUCUAUCUCAUCAGCAGGAGCACGACAUCGAACGCAUGAAGAUGUUUGUGCAGUUACGCCAAUACCUGGAGAGGGUUCGUAAUCUGUGUUACAUGGUGAAUCGUCGGGAAAGACUAUCACGAUCGUUCAUCAAGAUUCGUGAGCAGACGUUUUCCAAGCAAGUGUCCCUCUUAAGCAGCAAUAGCAUGAACCUAACUCCUCAGGAAAUAGAAGCGGUAAUGGAAGCCAAUCAUGGCCACUCUGUUUAUGACCAGCUCUACUCUCACCACACCGCCCCUCUUCACACCCAGAAGCAGUUUGAGAAGAUUGUUGCGUGCAUUGCUGGCACUUUAACUGAGAAGGUCAAGAGUAGAAAACCACCGUUGAAGAAAGAUGUGAAUGGGCUCAUUAGACCUAAGAAGGAAAAAUCCGACAAUCCAUAUAAGAAGCUGUACGUUAAUGGCGCCGAACAGCGGCGCUCUCGUUCUAGUUCUCUGUGUAGCACCAGUGACUCGGAUUCCUCUCUAGCAAUGAAUAAGUGGAUUCCCCCUCCAAAGGGCAAUGCACGUUAUUCUGUUUACACCAGCAGUGAGGAGGAGAUGAAUAAGGAGAACCACUCCAUCAAACAUGAGCCAGCGUCGAGUAAGUGCAAACUCACAUCCUUGGAAAGCAGUGACAAGGAGAAGCCUGUGAUUGAAAGUGGCAGUGUGUCGGUGAGAGGAAGAGUUGGGAGAAGAAGAAGAGGCAGUGGUCGAGCCAAUGCCAUCAAAAGUGCGUCCUUCAGGGAUCGUAUUCCCGCAUCCAGUGAUGAUAAAGAUACAAAAGAUUUUGAUGCCCUGAUAGAAAAAACUAUAAAAAGUGAAACAAAUGCGUCAUCCUCUAAAACAGUUAGGGAGCAUCCUCCUGUAGAAAGUUCUGAGGAUGAAACAGAGACGGUUAGUAAACCGAAACCACAACCCGGUAAAAGAAGAAAUAAGAAAAAGGUGACACCUCCCAAGGUUGACUCUAGUGUGAGCAGUGAGGACGAGCCUGCAGUCACAGUUACUCCGUCUAAAGAGAAAAAGCCCAAUCGCAAAGGAAAGUGGGGGAAAGGUGCAGUGGGAAUUGAACCCGUAAGUGUGAGUUCUCCGGCAUGUGAACCUCCUAAGUUAGAGUUAAGUGAUGAUGAUGAGUUAGGUCCUCCAACAUACAAACUAUCUAGUGAUGAGGACAACAGUGAAAAGAGUAAUGAUCCAGCGGCUGUUGUUAGUGAUGCGUGUGGUGUCAGUGACCGGACAGAUAGCAGUUCUGAUAAUGGUCGCAAUACGGCUUUAAGUAAAGGACCAAAGAAACGUGAGAAAAAGGGUGAAACUGUUUUAAGUGAUAGUGAUGUGAAUAGUGAUGAUGAAAAUAAGGAAAGUACCAUAGAUUCUCAAAAUCAUGCAACAUUGAAAACCAAGGCAGCUAAGAAGGAGUUUACUCCAAAGAUAGAAGCAAAGGCUGAGCGAAUGAACAAAAAGAAAAGUGAUAAGAGUGGCAAAACGGUCAAAAAGACGGCUGUUGUUGACAAAAGUAAAAACGAGACAAAACAAGCAGAAGAAAUUGAUUCAGAGCUUAGUAGCACAAAGGGCAGUGAAGUGGAAGCUACUUCUGGUCAUUUGUUUGUUCCGCAGAGAAAGGCUGCUAAGAAGGCGUCGGAACUCAUCACUAGUCAGAACACAACGAGUACCUCUGCGACCACUGCUGUGGCUGUUGCAUCAUCAACGCCUGCAGAGACAACAACAGCUGAGGCAAAGAAGGUUGGUGCAAAACAAGUUAAAGAGGUGAAGGAAGAAUCUGAAGAGCCUGAAAUCAUUGAAGAAAGAAAAUUGUCUGAUGAAAAGAAAGUAACGCCAACUAAAGGAAGAAAAGGGAAAAUUACCAAGGAUAAAAAUGAUAAAGCUGUUGAUGAUUUAAAAACUGAAGGAAGUGAUGUUCCCAAAAAGAACAUGUUUGAGCCUCCAGAAAUUUUACCUUAUGUACCAAUGCGGCAAGCGGCAAAGAAGGCUGCGGAAAACCUCAAAGGGGUCAAUAGUAAAGGUGCUUCAGUCAGUACUGGUGUGGAAGAUCCCGAAGUGCCACCUGCUCCUGUCGUACCACCAACUAAAACAAAGCGAAUCUCACGCCAGGAGAGUAAAGGUAGUGGAAGAUCAAAAUCAAAGUCACCGCGUGCAGCCAAGCAUCUUUCACCAGCUAAUGUUACAAACUCAGAAUCGGAGAGUGAAUCAGAAAGCUCAUCAGUAACAAGGAAAGGACCAAAAGAUUUGCAGAAACUAUCCAAGUCCAUAUUUUCAGACAGUGAAGAAGAAUCUGUGACUUCUGCCAAAAAGGAAAAACUCGUUAAAGAGAAGCCUGAACCAGUGCCUGAAGCACCAAAGGAAACGUCAUCUGCUGAGCAGUUUUUUCGUGGCGACAUAUUUGUCAGAGAAUAUCAGAGCUCGUCAGAUGAGAAUGACGGUGAAAGACCCUCCACUCCUGGAAAGAAGACUCGCCUGUCUCCAACUCAUAAACCAGUUGAUGAAGGCCAAGAGUCCUCCUCAAAGAAUCAGCCCUUUCAUGGUCCAGCAAACAUCUCGGGUGACUUACGGCUCACCUCUGACAGCGAGAGAGAGGAUGAAAACCAGGAACCGGCAGUUGGAACCCUUAGGAAGGCCCCUGAUAAGAAGCUUAAAACUUCCGAAGGGCGGCCUGAACAUGGGUUUCAGCCGCCGAUUACUGAGAGAAGUGAAUCCAGAGUGCCCACUGAGAUGGAAGAUGCCAGUACAAAACCAGCUGUCAGAAGAGAGGCUGGACUGGAGUCAAGAUUGCGUCAAAGUGGGGCUCAGUGCCGACCGAGAACUCCUUCUGGUGAUGUCCCCAUGCAAAACGUCAGAAGUAACUCUCAUGCGCCACCCAGAGGACCAAGAAGAGGAAGAGAGAGAGAACCGCCUCCACUCACCCACAGCCUUGGUGCCAGCCACGGCAAACUCCCUGGAAGGCGAGAGGUACAGCUUGAGGAAUCACUCAGAUCCAGCAAGAAGGUCACUGAGGGAAUCAGCGAAGAGAAGACAGCCUCAGGAAUCACCACCUCCGAAAAAAAGGAGACGGUAAAAGAAACUGUUGUGGCCUGGGAUAAGAAAGAGCUCUUAAGAGAAAGGAAAGAAACUUUAAGAGAAAAAGAAAUAAUAAAGGAGAAAGAAGUAGCGAGAGAGAGAGAGCAAGAAGCAUUAAAAGAAAAGGAAGCCUUAAAGGAAAAGGAAGCCUUAAAAGAAAAGGAAGCCUUAAAAGAGAAAGAAGCAUUAAGAGAAAAGGAAGCAUUAAGAGAGAAGGAAGCCUUAAGAGAAAAGGAAGCCUUAAGAGAAAUAGAAGCCUUAAGAGAAAAAGAAGCCUUAAGAGAAAUGGAAGCCUUAAGAGAGAAGGAAGCCUUAAGAGAAAUGGAAGCCUUUAGAGAAAAGGAAGCCUUAAGAGAAAAAGAAGCAUUAAGAGAAGCUUUAAGGGAGAAGGAAGCAUUACGAGAGAAAGCAUUAAAAGAAGAAUUAAGAGAGAAGGAAGCAUUAAGAGAGAAGGAAGCAUUGAGAGAGAGAGAAGCGUUACGAGAGAGAGAAGCGUUACUAGAGAGAGAAGCGUUACGAGAGAAAGAAGCGUUACAAGAGAAAGAAGCAUUACGAGAGAAAGAAGCAUUGAGAGAGAAAGCAUUAAAAGAAGAAUUAAGAGAAAAAGAAGCGUUAAGAGAGAAAGAAGCAAUAAGAGUGAGAGAGGCAUUAAAAGAGAAAGAAGCCAAGAGAGAAAGAGAAGCGUUAAGAGAGAGAGAAUCCGAGAGAGAAAUGCUAAGAGAGAGAGAAAAGCCUAAAGACAGAGAUUCACCCUUAAAAGAAAGUGUACAUAAAAAUAAGGAUGUAACAGAUAGAGAAAAUGAAAUGGCACCACUUUCAAAGAAUAUACUUUCAAGAGAGCACGAAGUGUUAUCAAAAGAAUCGGAGUCUUUGGAGAGUAAUGACAUUAUAAUAGAAAAAGAAGUACAAAGGGAAAAGGCUUUACAUUCUAGAGAAAAGGUUCUUUCUCCAAGGGAAAAGGUAUUGCCUUCGAGAGAAAGGAUCUUGCCCUCGAGAGAAAGGAUCUUACCCUCGAGAGAAAGGAUCUUACCCUCGAGAGAAAGGGUCUUGCCCUCGAGAGAAAGGGUCAUGCCUUCAAGAGAAAGGAUCUUACCCUCGAGAGAAAGGGUCUUACCCUCGAGAGAAAGGGUCAUGCCUUCAAGAGAAAGGAUCUUACCCUCGAGAGAAAAGACUUUAUCGAGAGAACUACUACCGCCCAGGGAGAAAGCUUAUCCACCGAGAGACAAAGUAUUUCCACCUAAAGAAAAGGUUCUGCCAUUACGAGAUAAGAGAGACGUGUCAAGAGAAAAAGUCUUAUAUAAGGAUAAAGAAACAUUACCAGCAGAGAGGAUAGAAAUUACAAGGGAAAAUGAGUUGCCUAAAGAAAGAGACGAAGUUGCAAUUCCUCUGGAUACUUCGGAAGACGAACUAGAAUCCCAGAGUGAACGGUUACAGCCAUUACAACAAAAGUUGGAUAUGGUUACUGAAAGUGAACAAGCAAAAGAGAAAGAAAAUACAGACAAAGUUCAAGAAAGGUUACAAGAAAAAGUGGAAUUGGUUACAGAAAUGGAGCCACAACAAAUACAAGCCAAAAAUGAUGGAAGCCCAGUGAAAGUGGAGGAGCCAGUGAGACCUGUUACAGAAACAUUAGUUGAACCAGAGGUUCCUGUUAGAAAAAAGGGUUCUACAGAAGAACAGUUAGACAUUCCUGUGACUAUAGAACAACAAAAAAAGCCUGGUGUUUUUGGUUAUGUUGAUGAGGAAGUUAAGGUUGAAAGAUUAGCUGAUAUUGUUGAAACAUCAGACACGGAGCCUGAAAACAAGAGAGUUCGCAUUGGUGACAGUGAUGACGAUUCUGUGCUUGUGUCGGGAGAGAAACGAGUAGAACAGCCCAAGGACAGUGGAUAUAAGAGUGCAAUAACUACACCUGAACCUUUAGAUAGAGUUCAGCCUGUUUGUAAUGAAGUGGUAAAUGUAAAUAGUGUUGUAAAUAAUUUUAUGCCAGAGGAGUCGUGUAUAGAAACCAUUGAUGCAAACAGUAAAACCCCGGUGGUUGUACAAAGUUCAGUGGAAUUCAAACAGUCAGUGAAAAGAUUUAUGUCCCCAACAAGAAGAAAGAACUUGGAAGAUGUCAUAGGGGAGAUGAAAAGACAGGCUGAAGCCCAACCAGAGCCCAGUAAUUCUGUUCUGCCUUCUGAAAGUCAGAGUGAGCUCACAGCUUCACCACAACACAGCCAGCCAAAUUCAUCUAGUUUUUCUGUUCCUCCACAAGAAUCUUCUAUUCCUUCUUCUCAGGCAUCAUCUGUAGAAACCUUAACUCCAAAAAGUGCAACUUCUCCAGCUGCUAAUUUUGUGGAACAGUGGCGAGGCCAAUGGGUUAAGAGUCCUCCCCCGCAGGACCACAAACUGGAUCCCAGUAGUGGUUCUCACCUUCCUCCUCACUUGCCAAUGACAGGUCUUGAUCUUGGCCUCACUACAUCUAUGUCAAUGCUAGAUUUGCAACGAGCUCUUUACCCAGAUACUCCACAUCAACUGUUUACCCCCUAUGAUAUGUUAAAUGCCCGUACCAUGCUGCCGCAAGAAGCCUUACUUUCUAAUCAGUUACGCCAGAUGUUAGAGUCCGGCAUUCCACCUCAUUUAUUUAAUUCGUUAGCAUAUUUACGGCAGCACAGUGCUUCGGAAAUUGCAGCUCUCAACCAACAACAGUAUGCACAGCCUUCUCGGGAAAAUCAGGUUCCAGAUAAACCUAGCAUACAUUCUGCUCAGGAAUUGACCAGAUUACCCAAUCUCGAUAACCGGCCGCCCACUCCAGAAAUUCUUCCAACUAAUAAUAAGGCAAAUAACCGACCAGCCGCCUCUGGUAAUAAAGUUGGCAAGCCAUUAACAUCUCCGGGAUUACCUAGUGUGAUGGCUGCACCUGUGCCUCUACCAUCUCCACCAACCACUGGGAAUAAAGUUGUCCUAGGUCUUACCUCACCCACCACUAGUAGAGGGCAGCAAAUAAUGGCAGCCAGAGAAGAAACUCUAUCUCCAGUAUUACCACACAACAAAACUGCACAACCACAACCUUCUCCGUCAAGUAUAUACAACAAAAACGACACUUCUGUUUCGUUAGCCUCACAGCCACCACAGACGUGUGUACCCCUACCAGAGAUAUCUCCUGCCGAUCAUUCAGUAUUAAUGUUGAGAGGAAACAGAGUGCCAGUAGAGGCACAAGUUUCUCCCCAGUCCAGUAAAGCUUCCCAGGUAGCCGUGUCAGCUUGCAUAACAUCUGCCGACACUGUUAAUGGAGGAAGUAAGUGCCCGAGACCACUUGUGUCUCCUACUGCCAACUCUGUUCUCAUAUCAAAGAAGGAUGUGGUGCCAACUGUAUCUAAUUCUGUAAUGACUGUAGCCAAGUCGGCUACAAAUACAACUAGUCUAAGCUCACUAAAUAAAUCUCCUCUCCCAGCUGUGAUGAGUCCCACCAGUCAAAGGGAAUCUUCACCACAGCACACUACUGUAGAUGUACCUGAUUCAGAAAUUGAAACCAUUACUGUUGAUGAUAGUGUUAUUCAUCAGAAAGAAGAACCUACUCAAAAACGUGUGCCAAUUUAUAUGCAAGAGCCAAAACCCCAGAAAAUUUUGGAUAAAAAACCUCCUAGAUCUCGAAAAUCCUCUCCCCGGUGGAACAAAGAAAGUCCAAAAACGAGAGAAAAGAAGUCAACUAAACUUAACAGAGCAUCUUACAGUAAAGGCCGAGGGAGGAAUGCAGGCAAAGGUAAAGGUAGAGGCCACAGUCCAAGAUUUAAUUCUGUUUCAGUGCCUAAAGAGCUUGUGGGAACAGUGUAUGAUUUUGACAAUGAAUUUGAUGAUGAUGACGGUCCAGCCAACAAUACUUUGGAUGACCUUCGAAAAUCUCGUGAGAAGCGUCAGUCUGUGGACACAACCCCACAACAACAGUCAACUGCGCCUACAUUAAUCAUUGACCUUAAGGAACAGUCCCCUAAAAAAUCUAGCAAAAAGUCGAAGUCAUCAUAUAAGGAUAAGGGGGCUGGUAAAAUAAACAGUGGUGAUGAUGAUAAAGUUGCCAAAAUACUUGAAGAUUAUAGAAAUAUGCAGAACUCCCAGUUACGUAGAAGUGUCCACUCGCCAACACCACCCCAUGGAGACACUAUACCAGAUGGUCCACCAAAAACACCAGAUAGAUUGCAAAAUUUGCCACCAUUUGGUGUGGAGUACACAGCAAACAUAUCUGAAACUAAAUUAACAAUAUCAAACAUAAGUGAGGCAAGAGAGACUAACCAGAGUUCAGAACUGACAGUUAUUCAGACAGCUGCUGGGGACCACAGUAAAGUCUCUCUCGCUGUACCUACUGCACAAAUUGGCAUAGAUGAGAGAACCAAUCAACUGAAGCUCAAAAUUAAAGGGCCUUAUGCUAACUCGUACUCAACUAGCAAUACAGCAGCUCCACCACAAGAGGCAGUUGGGGCCCCAACACCAACGUCUACGACUUCAACUUUGCGACGAAUGAGAAAGAAGGAACUUAUCCGGCAGUAUUGUUAUCAGGAUCAAAUGCCAGCUGAACCACCAGAUUCGGGGCCUAUUAACAGUACUCCAAAUCCAACUCCACAUGUAAGAACUGGAAUCACAAUUCCCAAGGCGGUAGCUUCCAUGACAUCUAUACCAACAAGAGAAGAUUACAAGAUGUACACACAAGAUGAGCCUCCUAGCACUGCGGCAGGUGGAGGUAGAAGAAAGAGACCACCAAGAGAGCUUAGGCAUCUGAAAGUGUGGGCUAUAAGGGAAGAAUCAGGUAAACGUAAUUCAGAAGCAACGGAAAUUGGAGAUACCAGCAGAAAGAGACCAAGAGGUGCUAAAGAGUCUAAAAAUCUGGAGGAGAAAGAUGUGUCUAAUGCCAAACCUCCACCAAAACUAAGAAUAAGUUUGGGCAAGAAAGGCAGUGAAGUUACUACUGUUACCAUGGACACUAAAGAAUUGGCUGGGAAGCAACGUCCACCUAAGAAACGACAUGCUGAAGAAAACCCUAUGGUUAAAAUUAAGAGUGAUAACAUGAAAUUUCGCGAACAAAUUAUGGCCGACUUUGAUAAGCCGGUUAAGAAGAGUGGCCUGAAGAGCUCAGACAGAGAAAAGAAGGCAAAAAAACGGAAGGUAUAUUCUGGGGAGACUGGUCACAGUUCUUGUGCAGAGAAUAAGGAUCUCAACUCUGUUGAAAAGCAUGAUAUUAAAGUGAUUGCGGGGGAUAGCACAAAUGCUCCAAAAUUAGUCAUAAGGUUUGGGAAAGGUAAAAGUGAUAACUCGAGUAACAUUAAAAAUUCCAAGGGAGAGACGAACGAUUCUAGUAGUUAUAAAGAUGAUAGGCUUGAUUCAGAUACUAUCAUGCCUCAUUCCUUGAAGAUUCGGUUAUCCUUGCCAAAGCCUGAUUCUGAUUCAAAUAAAGAAGAAUCUUCUGUUCCUAAAGUGCCCCUAAAAUUGAAGUUAUCUAGACGCUUAGAUGGUUAUGUUGCCUCCAAUACUCCCAGAAAGCCUCAACCUGAUAUACAGGACCAAGGACCGGGUCCUCCUCCUCCUAAACCACCUGAUCUUCCCCCAGAAUCCCAAUCGGAAAAAAAUAUAUCUAAUUUAACCCCUCCGUCGCCGCCACCUCCAUUCAAUCCUUCAAUGCCAAGCGAGUCUCAGGCAGGAUCCCGGUUAUCACAACAGGAAAAUCCUAAUCGGCUUACUGCUCCUUUGUACGAUAUAUACCCUCGGAAAGUUGAACCCCCUACCUGUACAGCACCUGAACAGCUAAAUCUGGGCCCAGUAGAAUAUGGUCUUGGAGGACUGGGUCCACCCCCAAGAUCUGAUGUACAAGAAGAUUUGUUUCAAAGAUUAGAGGCUCAAAUAGCAGCUGCCAGCAGAAGCGUUACAGAAAGCGGAGACCCGGCUGGCAGCUUAGGGUCUCCUCGGCAGCAAUCAGGACCACCUUUACCAGACGUCCCCUCAAUACACCACACGUUAUACCCAUACAAGGAAGGCUCUGACUGCAGAUGAUAAUUGCUUCUCUUUCAUAGUAAUAACUUUAAUAUUUACAAUAAUGUAACAAACUACCAUAAUUAUGUACAAAUGUAGAUACCGUUGGUGUUGCUCACUCGAUGCACUAUGUUAGUUACGCAAGGAUUUAAUCACUUGCAUCUCAUGGGCUGAUGGCAGCCACAAUUUCUGUUCUCUUUUUAUUAAUGUAAUGUUCUGCACUGUCAUUUGUUAGGGAAAAAUACUCGCUCCCCAGAAGGAAUUUUACAAGGGUAUGGCUACACUGUUGGCUAUGAUUGUUAAUGUGAUGGGUGAGUCAGGAGGGAGCACCUCUGGUCUCCCCCAUACAGCCAUGUUAAGAUAAUUGUUCACUCUGCAAGCCCCACAAGGCCCCAGCCACCAGAUGUGGUUCCCCUGGUUCACCUGCUCCACCCUCAGUCGGCUACUUUAGCCAAACGUCUUGUUUCCUUGCCUGUUUUUACUGUCACUUUUGUAUGGAAUGUGAGGGUGGUUGUUGUUGAGCAUGGCAGUGUGGUGGGCACGGCGCCCCUGACCCCUGGCUGGGUCCCCCUGGACCCCUGACCUUGGGGCCCUGAGCGCCGGACCCAUUGUUCCGGGGAGGACUUGUGUUCCCAUAUUUUGAUAUCUUUUUUACCAUUGUAAAUAGAAAGGAAUGUACAAAUUACUGUAUUUGCUUUUUGUAAUUUUAUUACUUUUGUACAGUUUUAAGUUCUGAUUGCUCAUCAGACAUAACUUAUGUUUUAUUAAACUUGGAAUUAUUUAUUUUUUGACUUCUCUAAGUGUCACAAAUUUCCAUGCCAUUACUGUCAUUUAAUAUAUAGAUUUCUUGGCUUUUUAAUUCUUCACUUUGUUGUAAGGACAAGUUGUUUCCGUGAAGACUGAGUUGUUUAUCUACUAGAAGGCAGAAGAUUGUAAUAUAUUUCUUGAUUCCUCAACAGAGAGAUAGUCUUGUAAAUCUUAGUGUCAUGUGAUACAUUAAUAUUAUUGAAAUAUAAAUUUUUUAUGUUAUAUA
Messenger RNA from Procambarus clarkii (red swamp crayfish), 12372 nucleotides. RefSeq names its product PHD finger protein rhinoceros (gene rno). The record is from RefSeq and is a predicted model, not a curated record. Gene Ontology annotation, biological process: regulation of transcription by RNA polymerase II. Lineage: Eukaryota; Metazoa; Arthropoda; Malacostraca; Decapoda; Cambaridae.